AUGGUGACGGCGGUCGACAAGGACGGUCGACAACGCCGCCAGCAACAGCACAGAAGUCAACAUGGUGCGAUGUCCGUGCAACGAUAUCUCAUUCACAGCUCCUCUGCUUCGGAAUGUCCUGGAUGGAAACCAGCAAGCUUGCCCAUGCGGGCUGGAGGGAGACCAUCAGGGUAUAUAAACGGCAUUCGAGCCGUUGAGACAAGCUCUUUUGUCCAUCCUCGGUCAGCAGGCCACUGGCCAUUCUCUGUCCUGGGGGGAUGCACGACGAGAUUAUUGGCAUCUCCUCUCCGCUCGCAGCGUUGCAUCAUCUCUUCCCCACCGUCUGGCUCUCCGGCAUCUUCUUCCUCUGCAUCCGUCUGCCUCGUCCUGCGUCCUUCACCUCGGGAGCUACCAGAAUAAUGACACUGCUCGACCUCAGGCAGCAAACUCCGGCGGGUCAGCAGUCCACCUUACC
Trichophyton rubrum CBS 118892 is the source of this 454-nucleotide messenger RNA. RefSeq lists its product as uncharacterized. The transcript has a single exon. The record is from RefSeq and is a predicted model, not a curated record. NCBI's taxonomy places the organism in Eukaryota, Fungi, Ascomycota, Eurotiomycetes, Onygenales, Arthrodermataceae. The coding region runs from base 1 to 399 and encodes 132 amino acids.